Messenger RNA from Sinocyclocheilus grahami, 1246 nucleotides. Its product is annotated as sialic acid-binding Ig-like lectin 14. Gene Ontology annotation, molecular function: sialic acid binding. The transcript is spliced from 7 exons. Bases 71 to 1243 code for a protein of 390 amino acids. Lineage: Eukaryota; Metazoa; Chordata; Actinopteri; Cypriniformes; Cyprinidae. Gene Ontology annotation, biological process: cell adhesion. The record is from RefSeq and is a predicted model, not a curated record. Gene Ontology annotation, cellular component: plasma membrane.
AAAAACUAAAGCUUCUGAAAACAUUGUGAAGGGGUUGACUUGAGAAAACGAUUUGUGGAACACAUUUGAAAUGCAGAUCAUCUCAUGCUGUACCAUCCUUUUUAUUUUAUUAUUAAAUAUGUUGUGUACAGGUAAAGAAAACAAAGAUGGGAACAUCAUCUUCGAUCCACCAGAAGUUACUGCAGUUUCAGGAUUAUGUGCUCUCAUUUCAUGUACCUUCACUCAAGGUAAAACUCAACUUCAAACUGUUCAGUGGAAAGUGUGUAAUAAACCAAGUGAAUGUAAGACAAUAUUUGAGAUGCCAAACCGUAGAAGAAAGCAAAGUGAAACGGAACAGAUUAAGUGGCUUGAACCUGACCUGAGCAAAAACAACUGCAGCAGCAUCAUCAAAGAAAUAAAGGAAGAUGAAAGAGAAUAUGCUUUCACAAUUGUGGGGCAUGGCCAAAAUUCACAUAACUCCAAUGUCAAAAUCAUCAUCCAAGAUGAGCCUAUAAUGUACGUUCCUCUUCUCAGUGAAGGAGAGGAGGCCAAUCUGACAUGUCCAGCUCCUUUUCCUUGUCCUGAAACUCCUCCUGAAAUAACAUGGUGGAUCAAGACAAGAGAGGGAAACAUCAUUGAUCUAAAGGACAACAUCAUCACACUGAUCACCUCCAAAAUCCUUUACCUCUCAACUUUGACAUUAACUCCAACCUCUGACCUGCACAAUGCCACUGUAGGAUGUGACGUCAGCUACGGAAGCAAAAACAUCAGUACGAGUGGGACCCUCGAAGUCAUGUAUGUGAAGACUCUUCGAAUUCUGGGUAAUGGCAAAGUGAUGGAAGGUGACACUGUCAGCCUGAACUGCUCUGUUGAGAGUCACCCACCAUCAUCUGAUCCUGUAUGGAGUUUCAAUGGAACCACAGAUAUAGUCAUGAACCAAACAUCUGCUGAAUCUUUCACGAUAACCAAUGUGAGAAAGGAGCAUGCUGGGGUUUACGGCUGUAUGAGGACAUAUAGAAACAAGAUACUGAAUGCAUCCAUCACUGUCGUUGUCAUUCGUGAUACAAAUGAAUCGAAAGUGAACGAGUCCUUCAGUCCUGGAAGUGAAAACAUGCCACUGAAUGACACCAGAAAUACUACAGGUAUAGAAGAUUUCUUGAAUAAUUUGGACAUGUCAAAGAUACUCACAUUCGUGGCGGGAAUGGUGUGUUCGGCGCUCAUCUUCUCAGUUGUUUUAUGUUGUUACGUGUUUUGCCACAGGUAGGCA